AUGUGGGGAAAAAUAGUUAGCAGCGUUUCAAAUGCCCUUGAUUUCAACCAGGCCACGCUAAGCGGCUGUAUUGAUAUUAUAUGCAUCGAAUCAGAAAUCGAGACGCAAAUAAAAAAUGAUAAAAAAAUAAGUUUAAUAUAUAAGUCAACCCCAUUUCAUGUAAGAUUUGGAAAAACAAAACUACUAAGAUCCAAAGAAAAAAUAGUUAAUAUAUUAGUUAAUGGAAAAAGUACAAAUUUACAUAUGAAAUUAGGUAGUGCAGGGGAAGCAUAUUUUGUUGAAAAAACAUACGAAGAUGUAGAAGAAGAUUUAGAAACAUCUCCAUUAUCAUCACCUAGAUAUGAAUAUGAUGAUAGAUUUUUUGAACAUAAUAUUGAUAGUUGUAGUAUAUUUGAAGCAUCAAUUAAUAAUUUUAGAAGUGAUAAAGAAGAAUACGAAUUUGAUGAAGAUGAAGAGAAUGAACAAGUUUUAUUAAAUAAUUAUCAAAAUAAAAAUACUACCAUAUCUGAUAAAUGUAAUCGUCAUGAUGAUCUGUCAAAAAAAAAAUCAAGACCCAUCUUAGAAAGAAAAGUUAACAGUGAUAAUGAAAGAUUAACUCGAAAUUCGACACGGAAUCGUCGAAGUAGUAAAGCUUCCUAUACUAAUGAUAAUACAAAAUCAAACAGAAAAAGAAGUGAUACUAAAAAUGAUAUAAAACAUCCGGAUAUAAAAGAAAAACAAUCUAUAUCUAAAGAUAUUCAUGAAAAACAAAAAAAAUCAAUUGCUAGUAAUAAUGAAGAACAAAAAAAAUCAAUUACUAGUAAUAAUGAAGAACAUACUCAAAAAGAAGAUGGGGAUGUAUUAUAUAAUCUUAAAACAUAUCAAACUGUUCAAAAUAAUAAUUCAAAUCAAAUAGAAAAUGAAUUUGACGAUAAAAAUAUUAAUUCUGAAUGGUCAUGGUCUUGGGGAAGACUACCACAUUUGAAAGUUCAAAACCCUCCAUCUGAUAAUGCUAGCCCUAUUUCAUCAUCCAAUAUAAAAAAAAAAAAAAAUAGAAGUGUUGCUCCUAGUAAUAAAUUUAGCACCGAUAGUAAUAAAAAUAAACCAUUCAAAAAUGAUAAUAUUUUACCAAUUCCUAAUGAUAUAAUUGGUAGAAAAAGAAAUUUCAGUGAAUGUUACAUUAAAAAAACUAAUAACCAUAGUGAAAUUAAAAAAUAUUCCUUAGCAUAUUUAAAUAAAGACAACAUCAACCAAAUCAAAGAUAAAAAUAUCAAUCUUAUUGCAAAAGAUUUAAAAGAUGCAAAAAAUAUAAAUAAAGACACACUUAAUAAUCCUAAUAAAAAUAUAGACAAAAAAAAUGAAUCUGUUAAAAAUAUAAAAAAUAAUCCACCAAACAAUUUAGAAAUACAACGAAGUAGCCAAUCCAAACAAACACGACCUUUAUCUGCUAAUUAUAAUACAAAAUCGAGUGGAGAAAAAAAAGAAUCAAAUCUUAGUCUUCAUUCAAAAGGUUAUAAUUUUACAAAAGACCCACUAAAAGAAGAAAAUAAAAAUAGAGAUAUCUUAGAUGAUAUGAAAAAAAAAAAAAAUAGUUCCAAUGGAAAUAUUAUGAAUCCUACUAUUCAAAAACAAACAUCAAAAAAUAUGUUUGAAUCAAAAGUUAUAAAAACAAAAGAAGAACGAAAAGUGUCAAAAACUAAUAGAGAAAAAAUACAAACUAAUACUCAUGGUGCCAUUUCAGAUGAUUAUAUAGAUGAAGACAUCAAAUCUAAUUAUGAAAAUAAUUAUUAUGAUCAAUCUAUUGAUGAUACACAAGAAAAUGCAUUUGAUGAUGAUAUACAAAAUAGAAUAGAAUGUAGUUUAUGUGGACAUCUAUUAUUAAAUCAAAAUAUUGAUAGUGAACAUAAUGAAUAUAAUAUUGAAAUUCAUAAUAAAAAUAUUUUUGAAGCUAAUAUUGUUACAUAUGAUCAAAUUGAUAGAAAUUCUAAUUUAUGGUAUCAUCCAUCUCUUGUUUUUCGAUUUGACAAAAAAGAUCCUUAUUAUCCUUCAAGGGUUGCUCUACCAUUAUUAGCAUCAUGGGUUGUUUUUAAUCAACCUCUUUCUAUUCUUGCUGUUGAAAAAUUAUUAAAUAGUUCUCUCAACCUAAUUGAAAUGAAAGAUAAAAGUUGGAGAAACUGGUUUGGAGUCUCUAAUGUUGAAAAUAAUAAUCAACUUAAAGAUAAAAAUACAAAAACAGAAAAAAAAAAUAUUUCAAAUAAUACACCAACAAAUAAAAAAGAUGACAAAAAAAAAUCUAUUACAACAUCAGAAAAUAAUCCAAAUACUUAUCUCGAUAAAAAUACAUCUUCUAUCACUUCCACACCAAACAAUAAACUCCAUGCAUCACAACCUCAAAACAGUUCUAAUAAUAAUGCUAGAGAAAGUAAAACUUCAGGACUAAAUAUCCAUCGAAACUCUACCAAUACCUUCAACUUACAAAACUCAAGUAUUUCUAAUGAUAAUACCUUUUUAAAUUUUAACGAUAGUAAUAUUAAAAGAAGUGUUCAAGGAUCAUUGUAUAGCAAAAAUGAUGACUCUAAAAGAAGUAUUAGACAUAAAGAAGAUAAAAUUAAAGUACGUUAUAGAAAAUCAUUAAGACCAACAUCAGAACAACUUCAAUCAUUAAAUUUAAAAGAAGGUGCAAACACUAUUACAUUUUUAGUAACAUCAUCUUUACAAGGUACUAAAAGUAUUAAUGGUACUAUUUAUCUUUGGAAAAAAAAUGCAAAAAUUGUUAUUUCUGAUGUUGAUGGUACUAUAACUCGAUCUAAUGUUUUAGGCCAUAUAAUGCCAAUUGUAGGAAAAGAUUGGUCUCAUGAUGGUGUCUCUCAAUUAUUUAAUAAAAUAAAUAAUAAUGGUUAUCAUAUUUUAUAUUUAACUGCUCGAGCUAUUGGUCAAGCUGAUUCUACUAGAGAAUAUCUAUUUCGAUUUAAAAGAAAUGAUAAUAAACUUCCUGAUGGUCCUCUAAUUUUAAGUCCCGAUCGACUUUUCCCAUCCUUCAAAAGAGAAGUUAUUGACAAAAAACCAUACAUUUUUAAAAUAGCCGCAUUACGUGAUAUUAGAAAUUUAUUCCCUUCACAUCAUAAUCCAUUUUAUGCCGCCUUCGGAAAUACAGAAAGUGAUCAUCGAGCCUAUAUAUCUGUCGGCGUCCCAGAGGCAAAGGUUUUUAUAAUUGACAACAACGGAAUAGUGCAUCAUGUCAACUCCACCUACGCCAAAACGUACGAAACGAUGAGUGAAAUAACGGAGUACAUGUUUCCGAGCAUUAAAUGUGACAAGAAAAGAGAAGAUGAUGACCAAUAUAAUUCUUUUCAAUACUGGAAAAUGAACAGCCUAACAUACUAUGAAAAAUAUAUGGAUAUAAGUGACAGCAGUUGA
Molecule: messenger RNA, 3396 nt
Organism: Plasmodium vinckei vinckei
Lineage: Eukaryota; Apicomplexa; Aconoidasida; Haemosporida; Plasmodiidae
Product: HAD superfamily protein, putative
Exons: 5
Coding region: 1-3396 (1131 amino acids)
Molecular function (GO): phosphatidate phosphatase activity
Source: RefSeq, a predicted model, not a curated record